This is a messenger RNA of Haliotis rufescens (red abalone), 2572 nucleotides long. Its product is annotated as HORMA domain-containing protein 1-like. Lineage: Eukaryota; Metazoa; Mollusca; Gastropoda; Lepetellida; Haliotidae. Bases 171 to 1961 code for a protein of 596 amino acids. The record is from RefSeq and is a predicted model, not a curated record. The transcript is spliced from 21 exons.
CUCCCUUUGUUUACAUCGCGCGAAGCCCACGUGGGUGUUUUGUCGUCUGCUCCUCAGUAAGCCUAAAGACUCAAUCGACACAAGAGAGGCAAUUUAUCGCCGUUUCAUUCGAUUUAGUCACAACGGUUAGUUUUGGAGGUGAUUUGGUUGUAAAGACAUUAAAUUGAGUGAUGUCAACAGCUCAACUCCUUCGACCUCAAGAGAAGACAGGCACUUGGGCGUCAAUAUUCCCCAAUGAACAAGUUACAGAGCAGCAGUCUGCCUUGUUUGUCAAGAAGUUACUGGCUGUGGCAAUUUCAAAUGUGACCUACCUGAGGGCCAUAUUCCCAGAGCAUGCUUUUGGAGACAGGUGUUUAGAGGAUUUGAACCUGAAGAUACUGAGAGAUGAUAGUUCAUGUCCUGGAGCAUGCCAAGUCAUCAAAUGGGUCAAGGGCUGCUUUGAUGCUCUAGACAAGAAAUAUCUAAGAAUGCUUGUGAUUGGGAUCUACUUGGACCCAGAUAACCCAGAGACUGUUAUAGAGUCAUACACCUUCAAAUUUUCCUACUCAGCAGAUGGGGGCAUUGAUAUCUACAGGAACAACAAGAAAAUUUCCAGUGCCUACACUGCAGCUGAGACAAGAAAGGCAACAAUCCGUCUUUUGCGCACCAUUGUUGUACUGACCCAAACACUGAAAUCACUGCCUGACGAUGUCAUGAUGACCAUGAAACUACUCUACUAUGAUGAAGUCACUCCUGCGGACUAUGAACCACCUGGUUUCAAGGCAGCUGAGUCGGACGGAUUUAAAUUUGAUGAAGAGCCAACUAACAUAAAAGUUGGAGAUGUCUCUACUCCUUUCCACACUGUAAAAAUGCGUAUCAAGACUGAUGGCAAGCAGUUUGAGAUGAAGGAGGACCCUGCUGAGGAGGAGGAGGUUCACGAAGCGUCUCAGGAGAUCUCCAACAACGGCCUUGAUAACGAAGUCGUUGAUGGCAGCAACACGGCAAAGGAGACAACUGCAGUGUCACAGGAGGAAAGGCAGCUGUCAGAAGAGGGUGAAGGGGUAGUUGAGGAUGUCAGAGUCCCAGAAGUUAGUCCUGCUAAACCAUCCCCCGGUAUUGACACGAAUUCAGCAGAGGUGAUGUCCCUCUCAAGUGAAGUAGCCGCAGACGAGUACAAAGUCCGAUGCCCAUGCGGAUGCAAUGAGGAUGACGGGCUGAUGAUCAUGUGUGCUGUGUGCAAGUUCUGGCAGCAUGGAGUCUGUUUCAUUAUAACUGAGGAGGAGGACGCUCCAGAGGAACACAUUUGUGACGUCUGUGCUACGGCAGUGAAAAUGUGUACCGACCCUCAGCUGUCAGACAUGACUUCAAUAGCUGUACAGGCAACUUGUCUGUGGCGUCGAGCUCUGCUGGCCUGCACGGACAUGAACAGGGUGCUUGCGCCUCAUCUCGCUCGGCGGCUCGGAGUUGAAGUCACAGUGGCACAAGGUCUCAUGAACAGACUAGAGAAAGAAAAAUUCAUCAAAAAUCCGGGGAAGGGCAAGAAACUGGGAAAACUAGUUGACAAGUCAUUGGUGAAGACGGAAGGGAUUAAAAAAUACUUCCAGAAAAAUAAGACAAGAGAACCUCAAGAAUUAGACAAAAAGAAGAACAUUGAAGAACCUCAUCGAAUUGAAGUAAAUGUGGUUGACAAAAAUAACUAUUCAAAGAAUGAGGUUGAGAUGUUGGUGGAACAAACUGAGGGAAUCAGUCUCUGUGGCAGAAGACUCCGGUCAAAAGAUAGUUUGCAGAGCAAGGAAUCAGAGAUAUGUACAGUUACAAAGGAAGUGGAGUCUCACAGAAAGAGGGGAAAGAAGAGAGCUUUCUCAAAAGUAGAUGAUGCAAAUGAGUUUGAGGUGAGUAACAGUCAGGAUAUGGAGGACUCCCGCUGUGUGCAAGCAAGGAAGAAGAAAGCCAGUGUUGUUGCCAAGGCUAUCAUGGUGUAACUGCUAUCAUGGUGUUAUUGAUGUGGUACUGUAGCACAAAGUUCUGGUGAACAAUGAAUCUUAAAGAGGUUGUCCAAGAUUCCUAUCCAAAUAUGUCGUUAGAAUCAGCCAUGUGUAAAUUGUAGAAUGUAGUAAACGUAACUAGUAGUAGAAGUACCACUUAGCUUAUUUAUUGAUAAUACUGUUUGAUCUGAAAUUAACUGGUUACCAGAUUAACAAGAAACAGAUUACUGAUAGAGGACAUAGUAACAGUUGAGACAAAUUUCAGACAAGUUUACCAGAUGAAGGAGAAAGAGGCUGAAUUUGCAAAACAAUAUGUCAUUGGCUCAAAUACAUGUUCUGUAAUAGAGCUGUUAAGACCUUUUCUGUUACAUUUUUACACCUUUGUCCAUAAUGUAGAAGUAAUUUAUCAACUUGUGUUAAAACGUUGUGAAUUUAAUUAUCUCAGUGAUUGUCCAUUACAACAAAAGUUACUUAAUCUAAGAAAAGAUACUUGUUAUUUGUGCAGAAGUUCUGCUCAGUUACCUUCUUGUUAUCAUGAUGUGAUAAUUGUUAUAGCUAUUCAUAACAUUACUUACAUAUUUACAAUAAACAGUUUUCUGUUGUAUUGA